Lodderomyces elongisporus is the source of this 288-nucleotide messenger RNA. It is a transcript of the gene QCR8, whose product is annotated as ubiquinol--cytochrome-c reductase subunit 8. The coding region runs from base 1 to 288 and encodes 95 amino acids. Lineage: Eukaryota; Fungi; Ascomycota; Pichiomycetes; Serinales; Debaryomycetaceae. The transcript has a single exon. The record is from RefSeq and is a predicted model, not a curated record. Gene Ontology annotation, biological process: mitochondrial electron transport, ubiquinol to cytochrome c.
AUGGCAGGUCCACCACAUCCACAUUCUUACUUAGGCUGGUGGGGAGAUCUCGGUUCCCCCAAACAAAAGUACAUCACUCAGUACACUGUUUCACCAUACGUUGCUAAGCCAUUCAAAGGUGCUGCUUACAAUGCAGUUUUCAAUACUUUCAGAAGAACUAAGAACCAAUUCUUAUACCUUGCCAUCCCAUUCGUUGUUGUCUGGAGUAUUUGGGCCAAAGCAAGAGACUACAAUGAAUACUUGUACACCAAAGCUGGUAGAGAAGAGUUGGAGAGAGUCAAUGUAUAG